Molecule: messenger RNA, 1452 nt
Organism: Salvelinus namaycush (lake trout)
Lineage: Eukaryota; Metazoa; Chordata; Actinopteri; Salmoniformes; Salmonidae
Product: calcium/calmodulin-dependent protein kinase type IV
Exons: 11
Coding region: 10-1452 (480 amino acids)
Biological process (GO): protein phosphorylation
Molecular function (GO): calmodulin binding; ATP binding; calcium/calmodulin-dependent protein kinase activity
Source: RefSeq, a predicted model, not a curated record
AACAUCAACAUGCCCACCUCACGCUCGGGCGCCAGCCCCGUGGAAUACUGGGUCGAUGGAUCGCGCAGAGAUGUCUCCAUGGAAGAGUUCUACACCAUGGGUCCUGAACUGGGAAGGGGGGCUACGUCAGUGGUGUUUCGCACUGAGGAGAAGCAGACACAGAAGCCCUAUGCUGCAAAGGUCCUGAAGAAGACUAUUGACAAGAAAAUAGUGCGGACUGAAAUUGGAGUUCUGCUGCGACUUUCCCACCCAAAUAUUAUCCGCCUGAAGGAGAUUUUUGAGACCGAGACAGACAUCGCCCUCAUCUUGGAGCUGGUGACCGGAGGGGAACUCUUUGACAGGAUUGUGGAGAGAGGGUAUUACAGCGAGAGAGAUGCUGCCCACGUCAUCAAGCAGAUUCUGGAGGCAGUGGCGUAUUUACAUGACAAUGGGGUGGUGCACCGUGACCUGAAACCAGAAAACCUUCUGUACGCUGACCUCUCUUUGGAUGCCCCGCUUAAGAUUGCUGACUUUGGUCUCUCAAAGAUAAUAGAUGAGCAAGUUACCAUGAAGACGGUGUGUGGCACGCCUGGAUACUGCGCUCCAGAGAUCCUCAGAGGCAAUGCCUAUGGUCCUGAAGUGGACAUGUGGUCUGUGGGAGUGAUCCUGUACAUCUUGUUGUGUGGGUUCGAACCAUUCUUCGAUCCGAGGGGAGACCAGUACAUGUACAGCCGCAUCCUCAACUGCGACUAUGAGUUUGUCUCCCCCUGGUGGGACGAGGUCUCCCUCAACGCGAAGGACUUGGUCAGUAAGCUGAUAGUGCAGGACCCCCACAAGAGGCUGACGGUGAAGGAGGCCCUGGAGCACCCCUGGGUACUGGGCAAGGCUGCCCGUUUCUCCCACAUGGACACGACUCAGAGGAAGCUACAGGAGUUCAACGCCCGGCGCAAACUCAAGGCUAUCAUGAAGGCUGUGGUGGCCACCAGCCGUAUGCACGAGGGCUCCCGGCGGCGCACGGACAGCUGCGAUAUGCCCGGCUCUGACAAGACCACCUCCAGGCAGAGCAGCAUGCAGCAGGACCUUCCCCAGGACUCCCUGGAGGGCCAGGCCUGCCAGGGAACGGACACUUCCCAGACGCAGGAGGACGACCAGUGCCCCCCACCCCUCCCGCCACGCUGCCCCAUACCCUCCACCACCAACCCUCCUCUACUGGCUGGGGGUCUCUUCCCCUCCCGUCCACCCACCAGGCCCCCGCUAAGGGGAGUUGAUGGGCAGAGACAGAUGUCGGUCAUCCCCAAGACCGCAGUGGUACGGCCUACGGUGCCCCAGAAGAGCUGCUCCUCGGUGGACUCCACCACCACCAAGCGGGAGCCGUCCUCCCCGGUCUUGACCACUCCCCCGAGCCCCAAAAGCCUCGGCAACAGAUUCUCCAUGGGGGUGGAGUCUGGCAGCAAAACGGCACAGUGUCAAUGA